Messenger RNA from Sphaeroforma arctica JP610, 471 nucleotides. RefSeq lists its product as hypothetical. The transcript has a single exon. NCBI's taxonomy places the organism in Eukaryota, Ichthyosporea, Ichthyophonida. Bases 1 to 471 code for a protein of 156 amino acids. The record is from RefSeq and is a predicted model, not a curated record.
AUGGGUGGUAUAUCUAAGGUUGCAGAAUCUUUACGUAAUAGUUUAGACAAUGCCAAAGCUAGAAAGCAACAGCCUGUUGGAUCCUUGGCUUUGGUGAACAAAGAUCAAGCUUUAAAAGGGCGUACUAAGAAGUAUGGAGGUGGAGGUUCAUAUUCGGGAUGUUUUUAUUAUGAAGCGAUAGAUCACCGUAAAUAUCUGUGUCCAGCAUGGAAGAAAGCUAGAGCGACAGCAUUAAAGAAGAAGGUGGCAGAAGAUCAGCAAGUGCAACCCAGCUUCCCUCCAUUUACGAAAGCAGGACCAGUAGAAGGAUUCUGGUCAUACAAUGCACAUCCUCCUGUAGGGGCUGUGGGAGUAAUGAGCAAAGGAGGAGAAGUUACUGCGGUGAGUGGGGCGACAGGAGGGCAGAGCACCAAGAAAAGGGGUCUGGGAGCAGAAGUAACUAGAGUACCAGGGGUUGCCAAGGUGUGGUAG